GGGGCUCAGACGCCUUCAUAACUUGAUUAUGAGAGUCAAGAUCCCGACUGCCCAGUAUCAGUUCCUGUCCGCCAGCCCCGAUGUACACACGCUCCGAAGACGGAGCUGGAGGCGUUGAGAAGAUGAGUAACCGCUCCGUGGAUGACGAGUCUCGUUUCACAGAGAUUUGCACGAUCUUGUCGGUUUGCUGUGCGUUGUCGACCAUCGCUGUCACGCUUCGGUCUUAUACGCGACUGGUCCUUCUUCACACCUUUGGCUGGGAUGAUGGAGUUAUGGUGGCUGCCCAGAUCCUGGCCAUCGCCGCCGCCGUGACUAUUGGCCUUGAGAGCAAAUUUGGUCUCGGAUCACACACUUGGGUUCAGCCUGAAGCACACCUUUUCCCAUACAUGAAGGCCUUUUACAGCUCCAUUAUAAUGUACAACAUGUCCAUGUGUUUCGUCAAAAUUUCUAUUCUCCUCCAAUACCGGCGAAUCUUUUCUCUCCAGAUGAUGCAACGCAUUACCUUCUACGCUGUCGCGUUCAUCGUUGCUUGGUCAAUCACAAUCUUCUUCCUCAUGACACUCGUCUGCGUCCCUGUCGCCAAGUUCUGGGACCACACUUUGCCGGGUAGAUGUCUGGACUCGUUGACUCUUUGGUAUGUCAUGGCCGCCUUCAACUUGGUCUCCGAUUUCGCCAUUUUCGGCCUGCCGUUGCCGGUGGUUCGCUCCCUCCAAUUGCCCAAGAAACAAAAGGUGAUGCUCUUUGCGGUCUUUGGCCUUGGGUUCUUCACCUGCAUCAUCUCCAUUAUUCGCAUCCGCACUCUCAAGAUCGCGGCUUCGACAGAUGAUCCUAACUGGGACAAUGUGGAUGCGGCAACCUGGUCAUAUCUCGAAGUCACAACUGCCAUCCUCGCGGCUUGUUUGCCGACGCUAAGACCAGUCUUCGCCAAGAUCAUGCCGAGUUUGAUGGGCUCCUCCAUAAGAGGGAACCAAGGUCGAUCCCAGGGCGGGGCGUACAUUCAUGCUCCAGACGGCAGCACGAACACGAUCCCGAACAAGACAAGAGUCACAUCGGUCACUGUCCCUGUGUCAGACAGCACUUGGUCUCUCCAAGACCAGGAUAGGAUCGAGCUGGUCACGCAGGACGCUGGAAGGGUAUCCGUGGCCGGUAAUUACAAAGUCACUGUCAGCGGUGGGGUGAAGAGCCAUCAAAACUCCUCCUACUGGUCAGCGCUAAAUCGUUCGUCUAAGGAAGACGAGAAGUCAACGGCGGGCAAGGGAGGCAUUCAGGCAACUACCCUAGUCACACAACAGGUCACGAUCAAGUCGAGACAAGAGCAAGAGCCAGAGGAGCGGAGCCCGACAAGCGACGAGGGCUCGAAUGGGCACAGAUCACGUCAAUCGUAAGGUGGUCAAUCGUUGAGCUGGACAUCCACCCAUCACAACGCAAUCAACCUCCGAUUCUUUCAUAUCAUUGAGGUACUUCAUUAAAUAUAGGGUCCAUUAAUAUUCAUUGGCGGACGUCUUCACUGAGCCGAUUUCUCUGGGUCCUGGAAUGCACUUACAUGCGUUCAACCCAGUCAUUGUAUCUACAGUCAGGGCUAGCCAUGUGCACGGCGCUUGGGGGUUACUUGUCGUCUUCCAAGGAUAGGAUAGCAUGUUUGUUCUCCAUAUAUCUUACUACUCAUUAAGAGCCCACUA
Messenger RNA from Verticillium dahliae VdLs.17, 1679 nucleotides. RefSeq lists its product as uncharacterized. The transcript is spliced from 4 exons. The record is from RefSeq and is a predicted model, not a curated record. NCBI's taxonomy places the organism in Eukaryota, Fungi, Ascomycota, Sordariomycetes, Glomerellales, Plectosphaerellaceae. The coding region runs from base 123 to 1385 and encodes 420 amino acids.